Impatiens glandulifera is the source of this 1080-nucleotide messenger RNA. RefSeq lists its product as uncharacterized. The coding region runs from base 66 to 875 and encodes 269 amino acids. Lineage: Eukaryota; Viridiplantae; Streptophyta; Magnoliopsida; Ericales; Balsaminaceae. The transcript has 4 exons. The record is from RefSeq and is a predicted model, not a curated record.
UUAACCAAAAGCUUCUCAAAUUUCUCUUCGAUCUGAUUAAUUUUCAUCUUCAUUGACCUGCAACGAUGGAUUCGAAUGGAACACCUCCGUUCUACCAAAACGUCAUCGUAAUGAGACACGGCGACCGCUUAGACAACUUCGAUCCGUUAUGGACGACCAAAGCAACAAGGCCAUGGGAUCCUCCUCUGUUCGACGCCGGUAAGGUCCGUGCAUUCAUCGCCGGACAGAAACUCCGGACACAACUAGGUUUUCCGAUCCGCCGUGUAUUUGUUUCUCCCUUUCUCCGUUGCGUUCAAACAGCCUCCGAGGUUAGCUCCGCCCUCUGUGCCAUCAACGACGAUCCAAUUAAAACUUCCUCCGUUGAUAUCCAAAUCGAUCCUUCCAAACUCAAGGUAUCAAUUGAAUAUGGGUUAUGUGAGAUGUUGAACAGGGAAGCCAUUAGAGCAUCAGUAGCUCCAAAAGAUGGAGAGUUCAGUUUCAAUAUUGCUGAACUUCAAACUUUGUUACCUUCUGGAAUAGUUGAUCAAUCCACGGUUCCUCUAUAUGACAAGUUGCCGAAAUGGGGAGAAACAGUUUUAGGAGCUAGGGCAAGAUAUGUUCAAGUGAUUAAGGACUUAGCUGAUAAAUAUCCUUCAGAAAAUCUGUUGCUGGUAACUCAUGGAGAAGGUGUGGGAACUGCAGUUUCAGCAUUCAUGAAAGAUGUAACUGUAUAUGAAGUGGAGUAUUGUGCUUUUGCUCAGUUAAGAAGAAACAUGGCAUCUGAAGGAGAAAAAGGGGAUUUUGAAGUUGUUAUGAAUAAAGAACAAACGGGUAUUGGUUAUUAUCCUUUGAACAAUUCAAUGGAGGAUCCUUUUGAUGCAAAACCUAAUGCUUGAUUAAUCCAAUUGGGUCAUAUUUCCUUCCCUUCAUUUCUAGGUUCAUAGUCUGGUCUGUGUGUUUUAUGAAUGAAUGCAUAAGUGUGUUGGUUGUUGUUGUUGGUGGUUGUAGUUUAGAUUGUGUGGUUGGUGAAUAAAAGAUGGACACAUUUUGUCAACAUAAUAUUGAAAAUCAAGAAAUGAAAGUUCAAAUUAACAUGGAUUA